AUGCCUCUUCACAUAAGGCAAGUGGAAGAGCACCAUGACACGCCACCAGAUAUGCUCAGCUCGGUCGGUUCCUACCAGCGCCUUAAGAUGCCGAGAUCAGCGGUAGAAAUGCUGGUGUCGUUGCGAGCAAAUGGCUGGAUUAGGGACAAGUGGAUAUGGUUGAACUACGUUUGUCUUAACCAGACUGAUGUUGAAGAGAAGAACGUGCAAGUAAAGCUAAUGGGCGAGAUUUACUCCCUCGCGGCCGAAGCAAUCGUGUACGCGGGCGCCGAACUGCCUACAACAGCGCUGGCCAUGAGCUUUUGGGAAAGGCUCGAGGCUAUCUUUGAUCGACUACCACGACCGCAGCCCAAUGGCGAGCUGGCCGGAUUUCACUUGAAAAGCUUCUACAGGAGAGCGAGUCGAUCUGGGGAAGCAGCGAUACUGUCUGAGCAUCUCUACUUCGUAUGGGAAAAGUCCAUGCUCAAGUGGGAAGACAUCGACAAACUAGGAGACUGGGUUCACCGGUCAGAUCUCGCGACCAUCAUCGAGAGUGGUGAUACGAAUACGUGGAUCGCCAUAUCAACGCUCAAGAAGAUCGCCCGGCUGAGGGAGAAUCGUAUGAGAGCAGUUCACGGUUGGCAGUGUGACCUAUCUUACGCUCUAUACAACUGCGAUGCGGUUACCGCGGCGGAUCCCAGAGACAGGAUAUACGGUGUGCUUGGGAUGUUGCACGGUGCAAGAUCUGUUGGUGACCUGAACGACAUCAAACCGGACUAUCGGCCCGCGAACACGGCUGUCAAAGAUUUUACGGAAGCCACAGCGGGAUGGACGGAGAGAAAUGAUGCUUUUGAUUUGAUAUACUCUGGAGGCAUGGGUCUGCCUCAUCGAAUGCCGGACUUGCCAUCGUGGGUACCAGAUUAUACCCAGACACUUGCCCAGUACCCCGGGGCUCAUCUUUCCGCGGGCAAAGGUGACGUCACGGGCUAUCUGCAACCUCUCGCGUUCGAGGGCGCCGGCUUCUUUGUGCAGAUACACAACGUGGGCAGAGUUACCUCCCUGCUGGAUUUCGACACCACCCCUAGGAGCAGAAGCAACACAGGGAAUCCCGAGGAGGAUCCACAGAUAUCAUGUGUUGUCAACGGCGGAGUGGAUGGCGGGCUCGCAGCGCCUCCCGACUACGCCAAGACCUUCGCUGGCCUUGUUGAUCAUGUUGUUGUCGUAAAGAUAAACGUCAGGGACGAAGCAAAUGGGGUUCCUACGACGCUUGAACGGCAACGGUUCCUGACUUCGCUGGCGGGACACAUGGUCGACAGCACGAAGAAUGAUAUCAUUGCGACAUGCCCCGGGUCACGGCUCCCAUUCGUGUUGCGGCCCACCGACCAGAUGCGGGACGAGAAGAAGGUCUACCGGAUGGUUGGUACGGGCUACUGUCAUGCUCUCAACGAGGGAAUCUCCGUUGCGGCUGCAAGAAGCGUGCUUGAAGAGGUUGUCUUUCGCUAG
Anthostomella pinea is the source of this 1482-nucleotide messenger RNA. The record is from the annotation of a GenBank genome assembly. NCBI's taxonomy places the organism in Eukaryota, Fungi, Ascomycota, Sordariomycetes, Xylariales, Xylariaceae.